CCUGGGCAAAAGCUCAAAACUUCAUUGCCCUUUUCUCGCGAUGGUCGUGUGGUCGUGCGCGUUGUUUUGUGGUGCGUGUGUGCUGCUCAGGACUUGAUGAGUGAACAUGUGACGAACGGCAUGCCAUAACAGUGUAAAGCCAAGCAAUGCUGCUGGGAGGUGGCGUGAGGAUGCGGCCAACCAAGAAGCUGCUGUUGGUGCUGACCCUUUCGGGUGCUGCACUGACACUGUUCUCUUACCUGGCCCGUUGCAGCACACACAGUCCUCUCAGCCCAGUAGAUGGUGGAAUUGUGACUUUUUUCUGUUCUCCGCAGGCGGACAGCAGUGGUGGCAUUGGCGUAGGAACUAAGGGCAAGGCACACCUAGCGCAUGAGAUCAAAUGUGUCAUCAAUGAGGACUAUGCCGUGCCUUGUCGGAAGGAAGGUUCGGAAGUGUUUGUGCCCUUCAGCUUUCUGCGCAAGUACUUCGAAGUGUACGGCAAGAUUGCCUACCGGGACGGCAAAGAGGUGCUUGACUGGCAGCACAGCUACUCCAAGGUUAUGGCACCCAAUGCGAUGUACCACACGGCUGGGCCUUUCCUCUGGUUUGAGAACUACAAUGUGGCUGUCCGUGAUCGCGUCAAAUGCAUCAGUGGAAUGGAAGGUGUUCCCAUCUCAACACAGUGGGACCCCAAGGGCCACUUCUAUCCUGUACAGAUCGCGCAGUUCGGGCUGAGCCACUUCAGCAAGAACUUCACGGAGCCGCCACCGUCCGUGGCUCUUCUUGAGAAUGGCGUGCGCAGCCAGCACGGCUCCUGGGUUGCCUCCUCGAAGCUCAAGGCGAGCUACUCGAGGCUUCGCGACGACGAAACGGAGGGGCACGUCUUUGAGUUUCGGACUAGUGGCACUGCUCAGGACCAGGGAGUGGCCUUUGCACUUAAGCAGGAGUGCUACAAUCUCACCAUGUCGGUCGACCUCAGGGUCAUCCUCAAUGGCAGCCUCAGUGUGGUCCUCACUGCUGGCAGCGCCGACAAGCCAUCCCUGUACGGUGUCCACUACAUCAUGACUGACACCCACCUAGCCGUCGACGAUCAUGACGUCUACUACGGGAUCGGUACCCAGCGCUCCUGGAUGCACCUGACUCGCGACUUGGCCGUUGACCUGGUCAAGGGGCUCAGCUUCGGUCAGCGUAAGAUGGCCGCUCGGCCUAGGAACCUUCGAGUCCACAGCAUCGUCUUCCGGGGCUACGGCCUCGUCGACAACCUCACCCUGACCACCAGCGCACAUGAGGCUCACUUUUUCGAUGCAGCUGAGUGGCUUGUGCGCCACCAAGAUGACACGGGCGGCUGGCCAAUUCAAGUGACACGCCGCCUCUCGAAUGGCAUGCUGGAACUGGAACCCGGCUGGUACUCGGCUAUGGCUCAAGGGCAGGCCAUGUCGGUGCUGACGCGGGCCUACCUGACAACGGGAGAGAGGAGAUACCUGGACGCUGCUCUGCAUGCCACAGCCCCCUUCAAAGUGCGCGCCGAGACCCACGGGGUCAUGACGACUUUUCUCGGCAAGUUUGUGUGGUACGAAGAGUACCCCACUGUACCUAGCUCGUUUGUGUUGAAUGGGUUUAUAUACUCACUUUUCGGGCUUUAUGACGUCAAGUCCACUUGCGGGGAUGGAGCAGGUUCGUUGGAGCAGUGUAGGGACGCGGAAAAGCUUUUCCUAGACGGGAUGGUUUCAUUAAAACGAAUGUUGCCGCUAUUCGACACCGGCUCUGGAACGACGUACGACCUGAGGCACUUCUCGCUCGGCGUUGCGCCGAAUCUCGCUCGUUGGGACUAUCACACAACGCACAUCAACCAGUUGCUUUAUUUGGCAACCAUAGACGAUGAUCCCAUCUUCAAGACUACAGCCGAUAGGUGGAUACAGUACAUGAAAGGAUUUCGGGCACCACAUAACUGAGUGCGGGGGGCAAUGAUCCUGCCAUGAGUAUGAGCUUGACAGGUCCUAGGGGGACAGCUGCGAUUAGUUUUACACUGCUGAUGGCCACUGUCAGUUGCCUUGGUUGGCAUUGGCUAAAAGAACGCAGGCUAGUGGCAAACAGCACAUAACAUGAUGGGAGCGAUUUUAAAGAUCUUCAAAAAACGUAGGAGAGGUCUUUGCUCUGCAGUGAGCGUAUUCUGGCUGCUGCUGCUGAUGAUGAUGAAGAUGAUGAAUACAGCAAGGGAGAGGAUUCAAAGUGUGGCGUCACGUUAGUUGACACUGUCUUUCAGAUCACUGUCACUCAGAUGAUGUCCUGUCAUCAGAAUGUGGUCAAUUGAACUGUGGCAACAUUCUUGUGCGAUUCUUAUGGUGAACUUCAUUCCUUGUUCUGGAAGAGCUAAUUUAAUCACUUGUAAAUGACCGGUGGAAGAAGCCAUUCUUCUUGUGACAAAAAAAUGUUUAUGUUGCGAAAAAAAAAAAAUGUGCUAUAGAUCAACCACUAGAGUCGAUCGAUCUUUCAAUAUUCAUUGGCCAGGCAUUCAGUUAAAAAGUAGCACAUACUUGUUUUAUGUUAAAACAGAAUGUGGUUGGCUGCCUUCUCUUAUAUUGUGUGACAAAUACUUGUGCCGUUGAGCUAUGGUUAAAUAGUUGAAGGAGUGCUGACACGAAUUUAAAAGAUUUUAAAAUUCUUGCUCUAAAUAAAAAUGCUGGUGUUGAGAAGCCUGUAAAGGCUGUAAAGAGCAACACAGACUUUUUAUUUGUGGCAAUAUAUGCAAGUUGUUCAUAAAAAAUCUUUCUUUCAGUUAGCAUUUGUCAUUUGAAACAAAUACAUCUCAAACCCAAAUUUAUCCCACUGACAGCAUUUGUCCUUAAGCAGUGCUAAUUGCUUUAAAUGAAAAUCUUUUCUUUUCCUUCAUGUUUCUUUCAGAAAUUCAGAAGGAGUCUUACAGCAUCUUUCUGUAUGAAGCUUCCCCAUUAUUAUUUUUCGAAAUUUUAACAUUGCUUUUCUGGGCCGCAAUAUUUUUUAUUUAUACAAGGACAAUUCUAAAACAAAUCUCUGGGAGGUCUUAGUAAGUUUCAGCACAUGCACAUCUGUUAAUCUCAUCAUAUUAAUAAUAAGGACAUUUAAGAUAAAUGAAAAGUGCCUGGGCUUUGAAGUGUUGUAGCCUCAAAUUUUCUUAACCAUCAUCAGAAUCGAACAGAGUGAAAUGUCAGUGUUGACUUUGUGUACUGGUGAAGCAAUUCAGCUGACUCAACUGAUCAAUGUUACUACAUAGCGUCACACAUGCUUAUGGCUCUUUUGAGAGAGACAGAACCAAGCCCGAUGUGUGUCAAUGAGAAUAGAAUGUUAUUUUGAUGUUCUCGGAUUGAGCAUCAACGCACUCCUCCAUGUGUCAAACAGCAAGUUGGGAAAGUUUUUCCUGUGCAUUUGUAUAAUGGGCCUUGAUCCAGCCAAGCGCUGUUCACCCUUUGGCUCACUCUAGCGACAUCACGUGUGUCAUACGUGCGAGAAAUCGCUUAGGUACGCUCUCAAAACAAAAUCAUCCACAUGAGUUCUAGUGAGCGUGUGUAUAUAUUCUGAACCGUGCACUCGAAGGGUAGUUCGGUGAUCCCAUGGGCACAAUGAAAUGCCAUUGUCUUUCAUCAUUGUACUACUACUGACCUCGAGGCUGUUGUCGUAGCAGUCGAAGCAAGAUUGUUUGAUCGCCAGCAUUAGUGGCAGGAUAGGAAGAAGACAGCUGAUACUGCGAACAUAGCCUCAAAGGCGAGGCCACUAUAAGUAUUUAUAACUUUAUUUAUGUAAAACCGUGUUCAUGUUCAGGCAUGAAAUGAGAGCUGCAGAAAGUUUGCCAAGUUUAUGAGAGCUGGCGGAAAGACUUGAUUAAUUGUGCAGGACAAAAAAAAAUUUUACAAGCACGAUCAUUAAGAUCCUAACAUAUAACAAGGCAGGUUGACUGUUUAUAUCUCCAUGUUUCAUGAACUCAGCUGUUUAGUUGGCUGUCUUUCAUGAACUUACGGAAAACCUCUUCUAUCUGCUUGUACAUGCAACUGAAUUUCAAAGUUUCUGGUGUAGUAUACCCGUAAUUUUUCUAAGGCCUGUUUAGGGCUUUUUAAACAUUUAGAAAUAAUAAUUUUCUUUGCUGCCUUUAGAAGCUUAAAUUUCCUUGUAAUAGUAUUACCAUGUCGGGCAAUUCGGGAUGCUCUAACAGCAGGCUGUUAAAUCAUGUCACUGCCAUGAUUGGAGCCACCGUGGCUCAGUGAAACUGGAUCUUCAAGCUACACAUUUUAUUCAUUUGUAGAGAGGAUUUGCAUUUCGGGGUAUGUCAUGUACGCUGCCCCGUGUAACGUGGCACCUGCUGUCAUUUGAAAAACACCUUGUAGGGUCAGUGCCUUGAUUCGUUUGCAUUGUAAGACUUUCAAGUGCGUCAAUGCCUUCAUGCGCUGGGCCUUUGCGUUUCGAGUCUACAACGACAUGGGUUCGGUUGCUCACGAUUGUCCACGGUGUGCAUUAAGGCCAUCAACUAUCAUGCUUGUCUUCAGCUUAUGCUGACUAUACUGAAAUGCAAGGUGGCAUCAGCAUCUUGCACGAAUGCUUCACGAGAGCUGGUCCUACUGCCGUGUUAUUUAUUUAUUCAUUGUUGCUUACAAAUUGUUACUCCUGAUGCUGUGUUCUUAGUAGCAGUUUGGGCAUUGUGCUCUAGGCACAAUGCGUCAAUGUGGUGAAAUUGAACAGGGCUGUUCAUUUCUCAUGCACUAGCCACAUCAUGCAAGGCCGUAACUGUACUUAUUUAUGGAAAACUUCCUGGAGUGCCCAACUCUUUUACAAUGUUACGGCACUUUGAUUUUUAACUGUCAAAAAAAAAUCGAUUGCCUAUUCAUAGUAUUAGAGGAGAACUCCGUGCUUACGCUUCUGGUUUUUCAUAUUUCGUAAUGAAAGAUUAGAUAUCAAAAUUAAUGUGAUCCCUCUUACGUGAAAUUUUGUUGUAACAUGAAUUUAAGGCAUUUGUUCUGAUAAUGAGGCAUAGGGCCACGACCUCCUUCGCUCAUACAUUGAAAAUAUGCACAAAUGAAUGUAUCUAUUUUACUAAUCUAAAACUUAUCCCUGACAAAGAUUAGUCUUCCCCAUCACUAUCGCCAAUUUACAUUGUAGCCACUACGAAUUUCUCAAAGCCAGCACGUCACGUGUGCGCACACUCUGCCAGGAGAAGCACAACGCUGUGUACAUAGAACGUAUACUGUAAAGUCGCGACUCACUGCUUUCGAAGGCACCAUGCCAUAACGCACAUCUUUGUUUUUAUUGCUUGUCUUUACUUUCCAUGCCUUUAUGAUGGAAGCCUUCACUCAAGGCAUCACACUUGGCGUUUCAUUUGUCACCAUUUUCACGUAUCUAAUCAGACACUGGUCUAUGCGCUCUGCUUUUUUCAUCAAGAGACAUCAUCCAACGUGAGGGCUUCCUCGCAUGUCUGUCAGGCUUGAAGCUGUUUUCUUUCGCAGUACCUAUAUAAUGUCGUUUUGUAGUGGUGAUGCACACGGUUGAUCUGCCAGUCAUUCAAACCAAACACUUCUUUUUUGGGGGGGCAUUUAUAUUUGAAUCCUCAGUGAAAUGUUAACUUUGUUUUGUUCGCCCAGACAUAUACGAUGCGCGGAUGAAAGAUAUUGGCUCAUGCGGUAUGCCGCAGGAUGCUAUAUUAUGGCUGAAAAAUUGUUACUAUAGAUAUCGGAAUUUGUGAUCUACAAGUGCUGGCCAGCAGCUCAUAAGGAGUACUGCACCGUAUUUCAUACUGCAUUGUGUACCAGCUAGGUAAACAUCCUGAGUGCUAGUAGUUUUUAAAACCUAGGUAGUAACAUUAAAAGCGUUGAAGUGCAUCAGCUACUACGUCAAAUUUUUUGCAAGUAGAUUAUGUUUGAUUUUGUAGCGAUACAUCAUGUCAUUCCUGUAGAGUUCAGGUCAGUGUCGAUAGUGUUUUUCUUUUUGAAGAGCUAGUAAACCAUUCUCCAACUUCUUUUUUUGUUUACACCUUCCAAACAUGCUCACUAAUUUGUGCAGUAGACGACAGUGAUCACAUUUUGCAAAUACUAUGGCACUGUACACGACGCAAGCGCUCCAUUAAAAAGAAAGCAAUUGCAGCACUUUUUUACUACACCUGUCCAAUCCUCCUUGUAU
This is a messenger RNA of Rhipicephalus microplus (southern cattle tick), 6117 nucleotides long. RefSeq names its product D-glucuronyl C5-epimerase (gene Hsepi). Gene Ontology annotation, cellular component: Golgi apparatus. NCBI's taxonomy places the organism in Eukaryota, Metazoa, Arthropoda, Arachnida, Ixodida, Ixodidae. Gene Ontology annotation, biological process: heparan sulfate proteoglycan biosynthetic process. Gene Ontology annotation, molecular function: heparosan-N-sulfate-glucuronate 5-epimerase activity. The record is from RefSeq and is a predicted model, not a curated record.